Messenger RNA from Neoarius graeffei (lesser salmon catfish), 1742 nucleotides. RefSeq names its product G protein-coupled receptor kinase 7a (gene grk7a). Gene Ontology annotation, molecular function: rhodopsin kinase activity; ATP binding. The record is from RefSeq and is a predicted model, not a curated record. The transcript is spliced from 4 exons. NCBI's taxonomy places the organism in Eukaryota, Metazoa, Chordata, Actinopteri, Siluriformes, Ariidae. Gene Ontology annotation, cellular component: cytoplasm. The coding region runs from base 1 to 1644 and encodes 547 amino acids. Gene Ontology annotation, biological process: protein phosphorylation; signal transduction; regulation of signal transduction.
AUGUGUGACAUGAGCGCUCUCGAUAACCUGGUGGCCAACACGGCCUACCUGAAGGCUCAAGGCGGAGACGAGAAGGAGCUGCGGAAAAGACGUCAGAGUCUUUCCCUUCCCAAACCGGGAAACUGCGCGUCCAUCAGAGCAUCCAUGGAACAGGACUUCGAAAUCCUGUGUGAACUCCAGCCCAUUGGGAAGAAGUUAUUCAGACAGUACCUGAACGGGUCGCCCGAGUACGCCGUCGCCGCAGAGUUCCUGGAUGAGCUGAACGACUGGGAACUGGCUGAAGGUGCCGCCAAGGACAAAGCGUGCACCAACAUCAUUAACCAAUUCUGUAAGGAAGGAUCCAAGAGCUUCCUGUCCUGUCUGACCGGAGACGCACUGGAGAAGUGCAAAGCAGUGACGGAGAAAGAUUUUGAAGUCGUGAUGACAGGAAAUAUAAAAGAGGCCAUCAGAGAAUUCCUCAAAGGAAAGCCGUUCACAGAGUACAAGCUGAGCCCGUUCUUUGACACGUUCCUGCAGUGGAAGGAAUACGAGAAGCAGCCCAUCACUGACAAAUACUUCUACGAGUUCAGAAUGCUUGGGAAAGGUGGAUUCGGGGAGGUUUGUGCAGUGCAGGUGAAGAACACAGGUCAGAUGUAUGCCUGCAAGAAGCUGUGCAAGAAGCGCUUGAAGAAGAAGCAGGGGGAGAAAAUGGCCCUGCUGGAGAAGAUGAUCCUGGAGAAGAUUAACAGCCCGUUUAUCGUCAGUCUGGCGUACGCCUUCGAAACCAAAACCCACCUGUGUUUGGUGAUGACACUGAUGAACGGCGGCGAUCUAAAAUACCACAUCUACAACAUUGGCGAGAAAGGCAUCGCGAUGGACCGGAUCAUUUAUUACACCUCUCAGAUCACGAUGGGAAUGCUGCACCUCCAUGCCAUGAACAUCGUUUAUCGAGAUAUGAAGCCGGAGAACGUUCUCCUGGACAGCCAAGGGCAGUGCCGACUGUCAGACCUCGGCCUCGCCAUUGAGCUUCAGCCUGGAAAAACUACGACUCAGAAGGCCGGGACCGCAGCAUACAUGGCUCCUGAGAUCCUAACUGAGGCACCGUACAGGACGUCGGUGGACUGGUGGUCUCUGGGGGUCAGUAUUUAUGAGAUGGUGGCCGGCUACACACCGUUCAAAGGCCCUGAAGGCAAAAAAGUGGAAAAAGAAGAAGUAAAACGGCGCAUCAUCAGUGAUGAGCCAGUUUUUGAGCAUAAAAACUUUGAUCCUCUCACUAAAGACAUCAUCCUGCAGUUCCUGAAGAAGAAAAUGCACGAACGCCUCGGCUGCAAAGAUGACGAUCCCCGGAAGCACGAGUGGUUCAAAUCUAUUAAUUUCCCCCGCUUAGAGGCAGGACUCAUUCCUCCACCGUGGCUUCCCAAACCCAACAUUGUCUACGCUAAAGACACCAGCGACAUCGCCGAGUUUUCCGACGUUAAAGGCAUUGAGUUCAACGCUAAAGAUGAAAAGCUGUUUAAAGAGUUCAGCUCAGGUGCCAUUUCCAUCCCCUGGCAGAAAGAGAUGAUCGACACCGGACUUUUCGAUGAGCUUAACGACCCGCACAGGAAAGAGUCUUCUGCUGAACUGGACCAGGAAAAGAAAUCAGGCACAUGCACACUUCUGUAAACAGACACACAACGCCUCUUUAUUCUGAACAUAGGAGGAGCACUAAUGAUCGAGAACAAAAAUGGCUCUCUGGUCAUAUAGGAGUGUAGAUAGGACUG